Molecule: messenger RNA, 534 nt
Organism: Trichobilharzia szidati
Lineage: Eukaryota; Metazoa; Platyhelminthes; Trematoda; Strigeidida; Schistosomatidae
Source: the annotation of a GenBank genome assembly
AUGGCAGAUGUUCUCGAUCUUCACGGAGAGAAUGACUUUGAAGAGGAUCAAGAUGGAGACCAUGGUUUGAUGAAAUUAAAAGAGAGUGCUAAGAAAAGAAAAGGGAGAGGAUUUGGAUCUGACUCAGUGGGAACUACUAAAGAGAGCUAUGAAUCUAUCGGAGCAGAUGAUGGUGCUUCAAAAUCAGGACCACAAAGAUCCGUUGAAGGUUGGAUCUUAUUUGUUAGGAAUGUACAAGAAGAAGCCACAGAAGAAGAUAUCCGGGAUAAAUUCUGUGAAUAUGGUGAUAUAAAAAAUAUACACUUGAAUCUUGAUCGGCGAACUGGUUAUUUGAAGGGAUAUGCUUUGGUGGAGUAUGAGAAUUUCAAAGAAGCACAUACGGCUAUGGAACAUCUGAAUGGUUCCGAGUUAAAUGGUCAGAAGAUCCACGUAGACUGGGCUUUCACUAAAGGUCCGAGUCAAGUUAAAACGCCAACCAAGCACAGAACACGUGAUCGUAGUCGAAGUCGUUCAGUUGAACGUGCUCGACGAUAA